This is a messenger RNA of Capsicum annuum, 1634 nucleotides long. RefSeq names its product flotillin-like protein 3. The coding region runs from base 109 to 1548 and encodes 479 amino acids. Lineage: Eukaryota; Viridiplantae; Streptophyta; Magnoliopsida; Solanales; Solanaceae. The transcript is spliced from 3 exons. Gene Ontology annotation, biological process: protein localization to plasma membrane. Gene Ontology annotation, cellular component: plasma membrane raft; plasma membrane. The record is from RefSeq and is a predicted model, not a curated record.
CUUGGGACUCUCCUAUAUAUAUAGUUCCAUCUUGGUUAGGGUCCCCCAUAAUUUAUCUAUUUGAUCAUCAAAUCGAUAGUCUUAGUUUAUCAAUCACUCUCUGUAAUCAUGGUGAUUCCACAGUAUAUAGUCGCAGGGCCAUCGGAGAUGCUUGCCAUCACCGGGAGUGGCAUCAAUGAAAUAAAACUAAAGAAGAAGCACUUCUUAUGGCCCCUUCAAAAGUGCUCAAGGCUGGACAUAUCUCCUGUGAACUAUUCAUUCGAAGUCCAAGCUAUGAGUGCCGAAAAGCUCCCCUUUGUUCUCCCUGCUGUGUUCACAAUUGGACCUCAAUUGGACGAAAACAACGAGAGCCUGAUCAAGUAUGCGCAGCUUGUAUCUAACCAUGACAAGAAUUCUAAUCAUGUUAAAGAACUUGUCAAGGGAAUCAUCGAAGGUGAAACUCGUGUUCUUGCUGCUUCCAUGACUAUGGAACAGAUCUUCAAGGGAACCAAAGAGUUUAAGAAAGAAGUUUUUGAGAAAGUGCAACUUGAACUUAAUCAAUUUGGGCUUUAUAUCUAUAAUGCUAAUGUGAAACAACUUGUUGAUGUUCCUGGCCAUGAGUAUUUCUCUUACCUUGGCCAAAAAACUCAGAUGGAAGCCGCUAACCAAGCCAAGAUAGAUGUCGCGGAGGCGCGGAUGAAAGGAGAGAUAGGUUCAAAGCAAAGAGAUGGAGAGACAAAACAGAAUGCUGCUAAGAUUGAUGCUGAGACAAUGAUCAUAUCAACCAGAAGGCAAGGAGAAGGCAAAAAAGAAGAAGUUAAGGUGAAGACUGAAGUCAAAAUAUUUGAGAACCAAAGAGAAGCUGAGGUUGUUGAGGCGAGUGCUGAGCUGGCCAAGAAGAAAGCAGGGUGGUCUCAGACUGCCAGGCUGGCGGAGGUGGAAGCCGAAAAGGCGGUGGAGAUAAGAGAGGCAGAACUGCAAAUGGAAGUGCAGAAGAAGAAAGCUUUUGCUCAGACGGCUAAGCUCAAGGCUGAGCUUCUUAGCCAGGCUAAUGUUGAAUACGACGUUAAGGUGCAAGAGGCAAACUCAGAAUUAUACAAGCGACAGAAGGAAGCUGAAGCCGCACUAUUUGAAAGCCAGAAGAAAGCAGAGGCACAAAAAGCAAUAGCAGAUGCUGAAUUCUAUUCUCGCCAGCAGGCUGCAAACAGUGAGUUGUAUGCAAAGCAGAAGGAAGCCGAAGGAGUAGCAGCGAUUGGGAAAGCACAAGCCGUAUACUUAGGGUCCAUCCUUAAGGAAUUGAAUCACAAUUACUCUGCACUCAGAGACUACUUGAUGAUCAACAACGGUAUCUACCAGGAAAUCGCGAAUAUCAACGCUCAAGCAGUGAACGGUAUGCAGCCAAAGAUCAGCAUUUGGUCAGGUGCUGAUGGUGGAGAAGGUGGAAGCGGAUUGAAGGAUGUUGCGGGUAUGUACCGCAUGCUGCCUCCACUGCUGCAAACUGUGCAAGAGCAAACUGGGAUGCAGCCUCCUGCAUGGCUUGGGACCAUACCUCAUGAUGAAUCUAAAUGAAGUUGUGCACAUUAAUUACUUUAUGAUUUGGCAUAAUUGUUUUCUUUCUUAGUGCAUCACAUUUUACAAGUAAUAUUUAUUUAACA